Molecule: messenger RNA, 1340 nt
Organism: Myxozyma melibiosi
Lineage: Eukaryota; Fungi; Ascomycota; Lipomycetes; Lipomycetales; Lipomycetaceae
Product: t-SNARE
Exons: 1
Coding region: 216-1271 (351 amino acids)
Biological process (GO): intracellular protein transport; vesicle-mediated transport; vesicle fusion
Cellular component (GO): endomembrane system; SNARE complex; membrane
Molecular function (GO): SNAP receptor activity; SNARE binding
Source: RefSeq, a predicted model, not a curated record
ACUACAUAACUAUUUACUACUUACAACCCCAACACAUCCAAAACACACAAUCGCCUUGGCUGCGGCGGCAGUGCGGCCACGACGCCUCGGAUCAGACAUCGACACCACAACUACAACCACAACUACAAUCACCAACAACAACAACACAAAGGCGGCCUUGGCAGAAGAAGCAGUCGCGGAAGCUUCCUCUCUUCUCCUCUCUCCUCUGCGUCGGCAUGUUCCGCGACCGCACAGGGCUCUACUACUCCUACCGCCAGUCCUACGCCCGCCACCCCCAGUCCGCGCCAUAUCCCUACUCCGCCCGCUCCUCCACCCCCGCCGCUGCAGCCGGCCACACCCUCGACGAUGCGCGCAACCCACUGCUCAACGCGGCAGACGAAGCCGCGGGCACAGGCGAGGACGACAGCGCAAUUGAGCUCGACGUGCUGCCCCCGUCUUGGACCGACGUCGACGACGAAGUCAACCAGAUCCUCGAGCUGAUCAAGCAAAAGAGCCAGAAGCUCGACAAGCUGCACCAGGAACACAUUCUCCCUGGCUUUGACGACCGAUCGCAGCAGGAAGCAAUCAUCGAGAACCUCACCCGCGAGAUCACGCAGCACUUCCACGAAUGCCAGGCCCGCAUCAAGCAACUCGGCAUGCUCGUCCAUCAGGCCGAUCUGACGUCGGCGCAGAUCAACAUGUGCAAAAACAUGCAGAUCUCGCUCGCGACAAAAGUCCAAGACUCGUCCACCCAAUUCCGCAAAAAGCAAUCCGCGUACCUCAAAAAACUCCGCGGAAACAGACAGGCUGAGCUCCCGACCACCUACUCUGCAGUCUACCCCGAAGACGACCUCGACGUCGGCUUCUCGCAGUCGCAGAUCCAGCAGUCGGCCCAAUUGGCUCUCAACUCGGACGACACGAUGAUCCGACAGCGCGAGGCAGAGAUCACGCAGAUCGCAGAGGGCAUCCUCGAGCUCGCCGAGAUCUUCCGCGAGCUGCAAACAAUGGUCAUCGACCAGGGCACCGUCCUCGACCGCAUAGACUACAACAUUGAGAACAUGAAGGAGCACGUCAAAGCCGCAGAGGUCGAGCUCCGACAGGCGGCUCACUACCAGCAACGAACACAGAAAUGCAAAGUCAUCCUCUUCCUCCUCCUCGCAGUCCUCCUCCUCGCCGUCCUCGCGACUAUCAAAAUCCAACACCGAUCCUCUUCAUCACCAUCUCCGCCAUCUCCCGCACCACCAUCUACACAGCCGACCACUACUCCUUCUGCUGACUCAAGGUCAUUAUAGUGACGACUGAACAGCAUAUACAACGAGAAUUGCAUUCUGGAUCUUCUUUGGGCAUAAUAGUAUAAUACA